Molecule: messenger RNA, 1314 nt
Organism: Plasmopara halstedii
Lineage: Eukaryota; Oomycota; Peronosporomycetes; Peronosporales; Peronosporaceae
Exons: 1
Coding region: 1-1314 (437 amino acids)
Source: RefSeq, a predicted model, not a curated record
AUGGUGUUUGUUGUAUCGUCAACGAUUAUCUUGGUGCAAUUUCUUCUCUCAACUAUAUCGCUCUCUACGGAAGCGCACUCAUGGAUCGACUGUAUUGACACGGAUCGUGCUAAACUCUACGAUCAAAGUUCAUCGUAUAUCUUUGGCGGCGCUGGUGGCAAUGGAUAUUGUGAAGGUUACGGAGCAGGAUACCCGGGGCGCGGAGACUUAGCUAUUGGACCAGGGUAUACAUACAAGAUGCUAAGAAAUGAAGUCGAAGCUGGAGCACCUGUAUGUCAACCUGUUGACCCGAACACAUACUCGGACUGGCGAAAACGAAUUUCUUUAAAACCAGGACAAACGGCAUUUUUUUCGUAUCUACCAAAUGGUCAUAUUGUCAAGGAUAAGAAAGGUGUUGGAACUCAGCACGGUGUUUACUGGACGGGUCAACCAGGCACGUCACUCGCAUCAACGCAUGACAUGAAGCCCGAGCAUUUGAUCAACGGACACACAAAUGAUUACGAUGAUGGUAAUUGUGGUGAGACGUAUGAUUAUAAUGGUAAACCCAGUGGACGCGCUGGUGAUGGAAAACCAUGUAUUGGUUCGUUUAGUGUUCCAGCGGGCACAGCUCCAGGAAUUUACAAAAUGGUUUGGUAUUGGACCUUUUGGCUCGAUAAUCAGGACGCGUAUAAGGACCAAAACAUGGCCAAAGGAUACUUUGGUGCUGCAUACUCAACCUGUUUUGAAAUCGAGGUGAAGUCAGAUGGGUCGAAUGUAAAUCCGACUACUGUUGGUCCGAAAGCAGCAGCACCAGAUCCAGCGUCUGCACCGGCUGGAGGCCCAAAACCAGCUUCUGGUUCAACUCCAGCCAAGGGUACUGUCAUAGGGUUUCCUCAAAAGGCAACGUUAGGAAUGGAAAUGGACGACACAGAGCAGGAUGACGAUGUUGUGGUACCUGGGACGGGUGCAACAGCCACCGAAAAACAAACAAAUUCCCCAAUUGGUAGUAGCGACACAAGUGACGCAAGUGAUGCAUAUUAUGCGGAUGAGGGCAGUGAUGAUGAUGGCGCAUCGAAUGCAAAGUUUCAAUCAGUAAAUGAAUCCUCUGCAAGUAUGGACAGAUUUUCAAGCAUGGGAUCCGAGCUAUGGGACAUUGACGAAGUUGGUCAGAUAGACGAAAUGGCUUCGACAGAUGAGGAUGACGCGGGAUCAGAAUCGGAUUUAGACACGAGCUCAAGUACUUCAUCAAUGGAGAGUGCAGCAACUUCAAUCCAGUCCGUCAAGCAGUUUGCGAUCAUAGGCUUUGCAUUGCUUAUCGGAGUGACGCUGCUUUGA